Messenger RNA from Baudoinia panamericana UAMH 10762, 425 nucleotides. RefSeq lists its product as uncharacterized. The transcript is spliced from 2 exons. The coding region runs from base 45 to 215 and encodes 56 amino acids. The record is from RefSeq and is a predicted model, not a curated record. NCBI's taxonomy places the organism in Eukaryota, Fungi, Ascomycota, Dothideomycetes, Mycosphaerellales, Teratosphaeriaceae.
CCACCUCCUCCGAUAUUCCCCAUACCGGGCGUAGACGACGCAUCAUGGCGUGUAAGUCACCUCCAUCUACUCUUACGCUCGCUUUACUCCACAAACCAGGCUCCAUGGACCGGAUGCUGGUCGCUGCUCGUCCCAUCCCCAGCCUCAAAGACCGGACGUAUUCCAUCGAUAUCAGCGCCGGCAACCCUUCGGAUCACCUCUCUCGGGUACUCUAGGUACCUUCGGUGCUGGAGACUGCCGCCGUACAAUUCGGGGCCAUCGGAACGCUCGCAAGUCGCUGCAAGCCUCGUGACCGUCACCGCGGACCAAGCCAUAUUUCACGAUCGGACCUUGCAUCUACAAAUUUCCUCUGGCGACCUGUACCGACUAGCUCGUCCGGAACACCUCCCAGUACACCUACACCCAUAUAAAGACAAGCCCAUGAC